Molecule: messenger RNA, 882 nt
Organism: Rosa rugosa (rugosa rose)
Lineage: Eukaryota; Viridiplantae; Streptophyta; Magnoliopsida; Rosales; Rosaceae
Product: non-specific lipid transfer protein GPI-anchored 30
Exons: 2
Coding region: 197-646 (149 amino acids)
Biological process (GO): lipid transport
Molecular function (GO): lipid binding
Source: RefSeq, a predicted model, not a curated record
CCAAACGCUAUCAAUCUAUAUAUUGACUUUAAUUAAUUUUUUUACUCAACUAGAUAGUCAGGUACAAGUUUAAGUUGGAUUACCGAAUCCCCCUUGUAUGCAUUCAAAUAUGCAUGCACUGAUGCACAACUGCCAUAUAUAGCUACAGCUAAGCUAACAGAAAAUCAUCGACAGCAACACAGCAAGAAAAGAGAAGAUGGAAAUGAAGUCUUGGGCAUGCUUUUGUGUUUCUGUUGUAGUGCUACUGUUUGUCAAUAGUAUUAAUAAUGUUGUGGCGCAGGACACAUCAUGCCUAAACGAGCUUGCUCCUUGCCUAAACUACCUUAAUGGAACCCGACACCCACCAGACGAUUGUUGCAAUCCUCUGAAGUCGGUGAUCAAGUCGAAGCCAAAAUGCUUGUGUAGUAUGAUAAGCAACCGGGGCACCACUAAAGCCGAGCAAGCCGGCAUCAAUAUCACCGAGGCUCAGCAAUUGCCGGCAAGAUGCGGUCAACACGUCAACCCCAUCUCUUGCCUUUCAAUUAAAAGUAAGCCGGCCUCCCUCUCCCUAAAGUCCAACAAGUCAGUUCCGAAUUCUGCAAAUAUCUAUUCAUUGCCUUCUCGUGCAAGUAUGGUGGCCACAGCGUUGUUUCUUCAGAUUAUAUAAUAUUGAUUAGCAUCAAAUAGUACGUACACAUGAACAGUUAGGGAAACUGCUUGGAUGCAGCCUAGCUAAGACAGUGCUGUAGGCAUGCAUAUGCUCUACUUAAUCUUGUUCUUAUGAUAUAUGUUAUUUACUGGGUGGUUUUCUUUUUUAAACUCGAUCGGAUAUUACACGUACAUUUAAUGUAUUCAUGAUCGAGUACGUAGCUGUGAUGAUGCUGAACAAUUAACAAAAAUCAA